AUGCCCUCCCCCAGCGACUCCAGCCGCUCGCUGACCGGCCGCACGUCCCGCAGCCUCACCCACCUCCGCGUCCAGCGGACCUGGCUGCAGAUCCUGCUGGUGCUGGGCUUCAUCCAAGUCAUCCUGGGCGUCCUGAUCGUCACCUUCAGCCUGGUGGCCGCCACCAUCACGCCCUCCACCAAGAUCCGGCAAUCUUGCCCGUCCUGGGCGGGCUUCUCGCUGGCGCUGUCUGGGCUCGUUGGCAUCGUCUCCUGGAAGCGGCCGCUCACCCUGGUGAUCACCUUCUUCACACUGCUAUCGGUGCUGGGCGUCAUGCUGAGCCUUGCUGGGUCCAUCCUGUCCUGCCAGAACGCGCAGCUGGUGAAGUCCCUGGAGGCCUGCGAGAGGGACCUUCUCUUCAGUGUCUGCGGCUUGACCGUCUUCUCCACCAUCAUCUGCACGCUCUCUGCUGUUGUGUGCUGCAUCCAGAUCUUCUCCCUCGACAUUGUCCAUGUGCUGGUUCCCCAGCGCUCAAGCUCCAUGACGCUGGAAUGCACGUCCCCCCCCGACACCUUUCUGCAGAGCAUGAUAGACUUCGAGGAGUUUGUGCCCCCU
Leptosomus discolor (cuckoo roller) is the source of this 594-nucleotide messenger RNA. The record is from RefSeq and is a predicted model, not a curated record. Lineage: Eukaryota; Metazoa; Chordata; Aves; Leptosomiformes; Leptosomidae.